AUGAAAAUAAUUUCUGAAAAAGGGAUUGCUUCUGAUAAUGAAGUAGAGGAGAAUAACUAUGUUACUUUAGAGGAAGAUUUAUAUCAACAAAUGAGAUUAAUGAAGUUAGAUGAUCUAGACUUUCUACCUAUAGAAGUUGUUCAACAAAAGAUUGAAAACAAACUAGGUAAAAGGGUAUCAAGGAGAAGGAGUUGCACACGACCAAGAUACAUACCAGGGAAGACUACCCGGUUUAGUGUCAAGGUUAUGCCUAACCAAAUUCCUAAACAAGAAGAAGUGACUCUUGAACCUAUGAGUCAAACGGGUAAUAAGCUUAAGUUAGAUGGUGUAAGAGAUAGACAAGAUGUUUUAGAUCAGUGGAAGAAGAGUAUGAGUAGUGUACUCAAUUUAAACACUGAAUGGACUUCUGAAAAUUUCUUAAAUUAUAAUGAACAUAGUUUUUAUGACUGUGUAGAAGACUGGUAUGAUGGUAUAGAUGAAGAAGUCAAAGCUACAUUAAGAGCUAGUGAAUCUCCUACUAAAAUGUUUAGACAGUUAUGUCAAUACAUUGAGUUAGAAUUCAUUGGUCCUAGAGCUGAUCUUAAUGAAAAACGAAUGGAAUAUCAAAGAAAGUUAAGUAAUUUGCCCAUCUAUAAUAUGAAAUAUGUUGAUAAUUACAUUAUCGAAUUUGAAACAUAUUAUUAUAAAAUUGGUGAAAAUGAAACAAAUCUUAGAAUGUUCUACGAUAAAUUACCAAGUCCUCUUAAUGAAGAAGUUAGUGAAAAAUAUCAAGAAUGGAAAGAGAAAUUCUUAUCUAGGGAUGCCCUAGGUAAUAGAAUUGUUUUUCUAAGAAAAUGGAUUGAAAAGAAAUGUAGAGAGGUUGCAGGAACCCAACAAAUGAAGAGACAAUUUCUCACUUGUUGGGAUUUCCCAAAUAACUAUGGAUGUGAAAGAAAAAACUAUAAUAAGAGGAAGAAUUAUAAGAAAAAUAAAUUUGACAGAUCAAGAGGAGAAACCUAUAAGAAGAAGUACUAUAACAUAAAUACAGAAAACCGAGUAGGUUUUUCAGAAAGGCAGCAUAUUGUCCUGAGAAAAAGAAAACAUGCAAGUGUUUGGUCUUGUGGAGAAUUAGGAAACUAUGCUAAUGAAUGUAAGAAAGUUAAUCAUAAACUAAUAAAAGCCUCAGGUAGUUGGGACUACAUAGAAAUACCAGAAGAUGAGGCUUUAGAUUUGGCUUUAAGUAAUAAUAAAGGAAUAGUAGAAAUCAUAGAAGAAGAAAAUGAGUAUAAUGAAGAACCUGAAGAUAGUGAGUUUGAAGAUGAAAAUUAUGAAGAAAUAAUUACAAUGAUAAAAGGGGAAGUAUUAGAAAACUCAGAAUCAGACGAUGAGGAUAAAAUUAAAGUAAAAUGA
Chenopodium quinoa (quinoa) is the source of this 1389-nucleotide messenger RNA. RefSeq lists its product as uncharacterized. The transcript is spliced from 2 exons. Lineage: Eukaryota; Viridiplantae; Streptophyta; Magnoliopsida; Caryophyllales; Amaranthaceae. Bases 1 to 1389 code for a protein of 462 amino acids. The record is from RefSeq and is a predicted model, not a curated record.